AUAAAUUAAUUUUCUGAUGUCUCUUUAUGGCCUUGCCCUUUUUAGGGUUAACAAACGUUGUUAUACAACGCUUAACAGGUCAUUACUUAAUGUGUAUUGAAAUAACUAGAAAUAUAAUGCAUAAAUCGAGUUUUAUUUUAUAUUUCAACGAACUACUGAACCGUUCCGUUCACUUAACAGUGAGAUAUCUUGUAAUCAACGCUAUAAUUAUGAGUUUAGUGGACUAUCGCAAGCGUCAUUGCGUCAUAGUGUCGUGGAAUGACGCCGCUAGAGGGCGCGAGCACUCGCUCCGCGCUCACAUAACGGAAACUGCGCGUGAGAGACAUGCGCGCGAGCCAGAGAGAGAAAGAGAAAAACAUUUCUGCACUUAUGAAGCUCAACUUCACUUCUACAGCUCGACAGACCUGCCAUUUCCUUCAGGUUUUACUUUCUCUCUUCAUGCGGCGUUCGUUAUUCGCCCGCGGGGAUGGAGAGCACAUAUUAAGACGCGUGUAAUGUGACAUGAAAAGAGGAGAGAAAGUUUUCAAAUCGAGCUCGUGAAACCGAGCGAUGGUUAACUGGCUAAAUUAAACCCCAGAAGCUUUAAAAAAGAAACCCCGAAGCUUUCAAGUGCUCGCUUUCCAUUGAUAGUAAGCUUUUUUUCCCCUUCAUCUUGUGUGGGAAACGCCUUUCCAGCUUUAAAGAUAUGAGGAGCCGGAUUACAAUGGAAGCCACUUUGUCAAGCAUCAUGCUGGCAUCCUGAUUGCUCAGCUGUGGAGUGACACAAUAUCAAUUCAGCAUGUGCGACAUAUGCUGGAUAAUGCACGGACAGCCAUGAAUAUCCAUGUUUCCAGAGGGUGACGUAGCCGAAAAUAGGCGCCUUAUUCCACGGAUUGCACAUGACUGUGGCAGUUCUGUUCACCUGGCCUAGGACAGAAGAAUAUCGUCUUUAAUCAGCCACGUUGUCUGUUUUACACAGUUUACUUUCAACCUGUGGAGGUAACUAAUGUCUGCCAGUAGUAGCACCUCUCCUCUGACCUUACCUAAACCCUUCGUCCACUCUCAGCAUCAGACUGCACCCCCAACCCCCUCUCCAUCACCCAGCCCGCCGGUGCCACUCUACGUCCGCCUCUCCAAUGGGAAUCACAGCGUCCCGAGCCCCACCAGCUCCCUUCACGGAGUGUCCUUCCUCCUCCAGAUCGGACUUACCAGGGAGAUGGUCACCCUGGAGCCGCACGAUCUGUCACUCAGCUCUGUGAAAGACCUGGUCUGCUCCAUAGUCGAUCAAAAGUUCCCAGAAUGUGGAUUCUUUGGCUUGUACGAUAAGAUCUUGCUCUUCCGCCAUGAUCUGAACUCAGACAACAUCCUCCAGCGGCUAACGUCGGCAGAGGAUAUCCAUGAGGGAGAUCUGAUUGAGGUUGUCCUGUCUGCUCAAGCUACAGUGGAAGAUUUCCAGAUCCGACCUCAUGCGCUUUACGUCCACUCCUACAAAGCGCCCACCUUCUGCGACUACUGCGGAGAGAUGCUGUGGGGACUCGUCCGGCAGGGCCUCAAAUGUGAAGGAUGUGGCCUGAACUAUCACAAGCGAUGCGCCUUUAAGAUCCCUAACAACUGUAGCGGUGUAAGGAAAAGACGUCUUUCCAAUGUGUCUCUGCCCGGCCCUUCGCUGUCCGUUCCUCGUUCUGCUCCAGCCGAGCAUGCUAUCGUGGGCCAAGAAGAGCAGCGCCUCCUUCAGGAGCCAGGUAAGCGGAUACCGUCAUGGAGCGGUCGGCCAAUUUGGAUGGAGAAGAUGGUGCUGGGACGAGUGAAGGUUCCUCACACCUUUGUGAUUCACACCUACACCCGUCCCACCAUCUGUCAGUACUGCAAACGGCUGCUCAAGGGGCUUUUCCGCCAGGGCAUGCAGUGCAAAGACUGUAAAUUUAAUUGCCACAAGCGAUGUGCUUCAAAGGUACCGAAAGACUGUCUUGGAGUCUUCAAUGGAGAGCCGGCCAGUCCUGGUCCUGACUCUGAUACCACGAUGGAAGUAGACAGCAGUGAUGUGAACAGCGAUAGCAGUCGGGGUCUGGAUGAUUCAGAGGAACCAACCACACCAGAAGACAAGAUCUUCUUUAUGGACUCCCCUUUCAUGGACCGUGAGAAAGAUGAAGAACCUGUGAAGACCAUCAGCCCAUCUACCAGCACCAAUAUCCCACUGAUGCGUGUGGUUCAGUCCAUCAAGCACACCAAACGGAGGAGCUCCACAAUGGUCAAAGAAGGAUGGAUGGUGCACUACACCAGUCGAGACAAUCUUAGAAAGAGACACUACUGGAGACUGGACAGCAAGAGUCUGACUCUGUUUCAGAAUGACUCGGGAGCCAAAUUUUACAAAGAGAUUCCCCUGUCAGAGAUCUUGCAGGUAGAGGUUGCACGUGACUUCAGUAGUUUAGCCCUGGGGGGCAAUCCACACUGCUUUGAGGUCAUCACAGCCACCAUGGUGUACUACGUUGGGGAGAACACUGGCGGCCCCCACCUCCACAUACACAACCCUGCGCUGGCGGCCGGCGGUGUGGGGCUGGAGGUGGCCCAGGGCUGGGAGAGGGCCAUCCGCCAGGCCCUGAUGCCCGUUCCAGUAACACCACAGCCCAGUGUGGGCGCCACUGCGGGACAGAAUAAAGAUCACAAGGAACUGUCCAUCAGCAUUUCUGUAUCUAACAGUCAAAUCCAGGAAAACGUGGACAUCAGCUCAAUCUAUCAGAUCUUUGCUGAUGAAGUGUUGGGCUCUGGACAGUUUGGCAUCGUUUAUGGAGGGAAACAUAGAAAAACAGGCAGAGAUGUGGCCAUCAAAGUAAUAGACAAAAUGAGAUUCCCCACCAAACAGGAGAGCCAGCUGAGAAACGAGGUUGCCAUUUUACAGAAUUUGCACCAUCCUGGCAUUGUAAACCUGGAGUGUAUGUUUGAGACUCCAGAACGAGUCUUUGUUGUCAUGGAGAAACUCCAUGGCGACAUGCUGGAGAUGAUCCUGUCCAGUGAGAAGAGCAAACUUCCAGAGCGCAUCACUAAGUUUCUGGUCACACAGAUCCUCGUGGCUUUGCGACAUCUCCAUUUCAAGAACAUUGUUCACUGUGACCUGAAGCCAGAAAAUGUGCUGUUGGCGUCUGCGGAGCCGUUUCCUCAGGUAAAACUGUGUGACUUUGGGUUUGCUCGGAUCAUCGGGGAGAAAUCUUUCCGGCGCUCAGUGGUGGGCACACCAGCGUACUUGGCCCCGGAGGUGCUGCGCAGCAAAGGCUACAACCGUUCCCUAGAUAUGUGGUCAGUGGGAGUCAUUAUCUAUGUCAGUUUGAGUGGCACCUUCCCCUUUAAUGAGGACGAGGAUAUUAAUGACCAAAUCCAGAACGCAGCGUUCAUGUACCCACCAACACCCUGGAAAGAGAUCUCUGCAGAUGCUACAGAUCUGAUCAACAAUCUUCUCCAAGUCAAGAUGAGGAAGCGUUACAGUGUGGAUAAGACCCUCAGUCAUCCAUGGCUACAGGACUACCAGACAUGGCUUGAUCUGCGAGAGUUUGAGACGCGCCGAGGGGAACGCUACAUUACUCACGAGAGCGAUGACGCACGCUGGGAAAAGUACGCUUACGAGCACAGUCUGGUGUACCCUAAGCACUUCAUCAUGGCUCCAAACCUGGAUGAUAUGGACGAGGACCCCUAGUGGCCAUGUGAGCCGAACUAAAAUCCGAGCUCAUUUGAAGGCAGCAACCUGUUAACGGUCUGUCGCUAUGGAGACUGAAACACAUCAGCGAUCUGAAGCGGACGAUGAGGAGAGCAAACUGUCACAAGGUCAGCGAGGUUGAGCGCUCUCUGGAUGUCAGCGAGUCAUGGAAACUGUGGAUCCACACUGCUAAUGAAGAUGACGGCUGUUUCCGUUGGGAGUGCAUUCAGAAGUCUUAAUGACUGUUCUUUUCCAAAAGGUGCUGUUAUGUUUGUUUCUUAUCGAGGUGUGUGCUCGCUAUGUCAGAAACUCACGUUACAAUCGUUUAAAGGAUAGUAACAGAUGUGAAUGAAGUAAACAAAACUCAUCGGAGAGAGCGAUGUGGUCGUUUAUAUUAGUGUUCAACAUCAAACUGGAACGUGCAUUUUUUAAAUUCCUAUUCUUCUAUUAUUUUCUCAUUCAUUUUACAACAUAGCAGAUUGAAUGAUUUCAAAAGGGUUGUUUUUUUGCACUAAACAAUACAACCACUGCAGCUGGUACAAUUAAAUGAAUUAUGAGAGAUAACAGCACACCAUUCUUCAAGAACAAAGAAGAUAGGCGCUCGUGUCGUCGAAUACAACGAGAACUACACUUAAGCUACAGUACGUUUGAACUCUGAAUAAAUGUGGGAAUUGAAUCUGCCAGAUGGAAUGGGAGAGAUUAUCUUCCGCGGACCAAAGACAUUUGCGUCUGUCGUGACUCUUGUUCUUACGUCGUUUUAGAGCCGUUGUCUUCACCAGCAUUCUUUGCAGAGCCAUUCUUUUUAUUUAUUCCUCAUGCUGCAGUCUUAAAAUAUAAUACCAGCGAAGCAGAGCAGAAAGAUGUGUUGGUCAAAAGCCUACUGUGAGAAAGCUUUAUGAUCUAUUAGCAAAGCUCUUUUUAAUACGAAACAUGUAAUGUAUUGAAAAUAACUGCUAACAACUUUUAUUAGAGAAAGAAGAUGAACAGUGUUAUGUUAUAUUCUUUUAUUCCUUUUUUUUUUUUUUUUUUUUUCUUUUUGUGGUAUGUACUGUACCAAAGAAUGAACCUUUCGAACUAUGAAUACCAGAACUGGAAAAUCUGAAAAAUACUUUCGGUAAUGGACUUUUUGUUGUAAAUACUACCUACAAUAUUAAAAUAAAGCUGGAAAAAUUGGGUUUCUGAAUGUAGGCAGUAUAUUGUACCCACAUCCCCCUACAAACACACACAUACACCCCCUUGUGAGAAGUAACAAAUAUCAGGGUAAAAGAAGCCAUUUCUAUGCAGUGUCCAUGAAAUGAAAGCUGUUCCGUACACAUUGAAAUUUGGGAGAAAAGGAUUGAGGAUUCCUUUAAAUCAUUGCAUCACUAUGUUGCCGCUGGAUUGGCAAGUGUCAGUGUUUUGUAUAUUUUAGUACAUACUGAUUCAAUAAAAAAUAUACACUCCA
Megalobrama amblycephala (Wuchang bream) is the source of this 5108-nucleotide messenger RNA. RefSeq names its product protein kinase D3 (gene prkd3). Lineage: Eukaryota; Metazoa; Chordata; Actinopteri; Cypriniformes; Xenocyprididae. Gene Ontology annotation, molecular function: protein serine/threonine kinase activity; ATP binding. Bases 986 to 3664 code for a protein of 892 amino acids. The transcript is spliced from 19 exons. Gene Ontology annotation, biological process: protein phosphorylation. The record is from RefSeq and is a predicted model, not a curated record.